Molecule: messenger RNA, 2694 nt
Organism: Ascochyta rabiei
Lineage: Eukaryota; Fungi; Ascomycota; Dothideomycetes; Pleosporales; Didymellaceae
Product: proteasome regulatory particle base subunit
Exons: 6
Coding region: 1-2694 (897 amino acids)
Biological process (GO): regulation of protein catabolic process; proteasome-mediated ubiquitin-dependent protein catabolic process
Cellular component (GO): proteasome regulatory particle, base subcomplex; proteasome storage granule; nucleus
Molecular function (GO): enzyme regulator activity
Source: RefSeq, a predicted model, not a curated record
AUGGCGAAGGAAGACGAGAAGAAGCCCACCGCCGCCGCCGACAAGGGCAAGGGCAAGGCAGUCAACGGCGGGGCAGACCAAAAGGACGACACAAAGGCAGAUGGCAAGGACAAGAAGGUCGAGACCACGGGCGAGGAGCUCAGCGAAGAAGAUCAGCAGCUGAAGAACGAGCUGGACAUGUUGGUGGAGCGGAUACUGGAAUCCGACGCCAGCCUGUACAAGCCCGCGCUCGACCAGAUCAAGGAGUUCAUCAAGACAUCGACGAGUUCCAUGACAGCAGUGCCCAAGCCGCUCAAGUUCCUACGACCCCACUACGAGAGCCUCGAGAAGCAGUAUGCGUCGUGGCCUGAGGGCGAGAACAAGCAAUCGUUCGCCGACAUGCUCUCGGUGCUCGGGAUGACAUACUCGGACGAAGAGCGCCUCGACUGCCUGAAGUACCGCCUGCAGGCGCCAUCCACAGACCUGGGUUCGUGGGGACACGAGUACAUGCGCCACCUUGCGCUCGAGAUUGGCAGAGAGUUCCAGAACCGCAUGAACGACGACAAGUCAACCGACGACGUUACCGACCUCGCCUCCAACCUCGUCCCUUUCUUCCUCAAGCACAACGCCGAGGCGGAUGCGGUAGACAUCCUCUCCGAGCUGGAGAUGAUUGACCAAAUCGAGCAGUACAUUGACGAGAAUACAUAUGCGCGCGUCUGCUUGUACAUGGUUGGUAUCGUGCCACUGCUCACAUACCCUGACAAUGACAAGUUCCUCCGCACCGCAUACCAGAUCUACCGCAAAUACAAACAGUACACACAGGCAGUGGCUUUGGCGAUACGUCUGAACGACAGAGACCUGAUUGAGGAGGCGUUUAACUCGACCAAGGACAAGGCAAUCCGGAGACAGAUGGCAUUCCUCAUUGCGCGACAGCGUAUCUGGUUCGAUGUGUCGGACGAUGAUGACACAGAGCUCCAGGAGUGCCUAAACAACUCCAGAUUACCAGACCACUUCAAGGCGCUCGGCAAGGAGCUGAACAUCCUCGACCCCAAGACACCAGACGACAUCUACAAGACACAUCUCGAGAGCAGCCGGACUGCGGGUCUGACCAACACCGACUCGGCGAGACAUAAUCUUGCAUCGGCGUUCGUCAACGCAUUCGUCAACACCGGUUAUGGCAAUGAUAAGCUCAUGUUGAACUCGGACAGCAAGAGCAGUUGGGUUUGGAAGACCAAGGAGGAGGGCAUGUUGUCGACUACAGCAUCGCUGGGUAUGCUGAUGUUGUGGGAUGUCGAGACUGGUCUCGAUAAGAUUGACCCGUACACGAACGUCGACGACGAUAUGGUCAAGGCCGGAGCCAUGCUUGCCACGGGUAUCUUCAACUCUGGCGUCCGUAUGGACUCCGACCCUGCCUUGGCUCUGCUGGGCGACGAGGACAACCUUGCACACAAGAACAAGAACAUCCGCCUCGCCUCCAUCAUGGGUCUUGGUCUGGCGUACGCUGGUUCGAACAAGGAAGAGCUCCUUGAGCUCCUCCUGCCAAUUGUCAGCGACACGAGUCUCGACAUGCAGCUUUCUGCUAUGGCUGCGCUGUCACUUGGUCUGAUCUUCGUUGGUUCUGCCAACGGUGAGGUCACAGAUGCGCUAAUGAACACUCUCUUGGAUGAGGACCGAUCAAGCCAACUCAAGGAUAAGUGGACACGCUUCAUGUCUCUCGGCCUCGCGCUGCUCUUCUUUGGUCAACAAGAGGAGGUUGACGUCAUCCUGGAGACCCUGAAGGCGCUCGAUCACCCCAUGGCAAAGUCUGCCUCCGUCUUGACAGAGGUUUGUGCGUGGGCUGGUACUGGUGCAGUCUUGAAGAUCCAGCAGUUGCUCCACAUCUGCAACGAGCACAUUGAAGAUGACAGCGAAGAGAAGAACGGCGACGAGUUGCUCCAGUCGUAUGCUGUCAUCGGUCUGUCGCUGGUUGCGAUGGGUGAGGAUGUCGGCCAGGAGAUGAUCCUCCGAACCCUGGGCCACUUGAUGCACUAUGGUGAGGCCAACAUCCGCAAGGCUGUUCCCCUCGCACUGGGUCUCAUCAGCCCGAGCAACCCCCAGAUGAAGAUCUACGACACACUAUCACGAUACUCUCACGACAAUGACAACGACGUUGCGAUCAACGCCAUCUUCGCCAUGGGUCUGUGUGGUGCUGGCACCAACAAUGCCCGUCUUGCACAGCUCCUCCGUCAACUGGCAAGUUACUACCACCGCGAUCCCAACGCUCUGUUCAUGGUACGCAUCGCCCAGGGUCUCCUGCACAUGGGUAAGGGAACACUUUCCGCCAACCCCUUCCACACCGACCGCCAGGUUCUCUCUCGUGUCGCAGCCUCAGGUCUGUUGACCGUCCUUGUUUCGCUCAUCGAUGCCAAGUCGUUCAUUGUUGGCGACUCACAUUUCCUCCUUUACUACCUGGCGACAGCCAUCUCGCCGCGUUUCCUCAUCACCCUUGACGAAGAGCUCAAGCCGCUCACCGUCAAUGUACGCGUUGGUCAGGCUGUCGACAUUGUGGGGCAAGCUGGUCGACCGAAGACCAUCACCGGCUGGCAGACACAGAGCACACCUGUUCUGUUGGCACAUGGUGAGAGGGCUGAGUUGGAAGACGAGAAGUAUCUGAGCUUGACAAACGUGUUGGAGGGUGUGGUGAUUCUGAGAAAGAACCCUGAAUGGGAAGACUAA